Messenger RNA from Fulvia fulva, 1359 nucleotides. Its product is annotated as Putative exopolyphosphatase. The record is from RefSeq and is a predicted model, not a curated record. The transcript has a single exon. Gene Ontology annotation, molecular function: exopolyphosphatase activity. NCBI's taxonomy places the organism in Eukaryota, Fungi, Ascomycota, Dothideomycetes, Mycosphaerellales, Mycosphaerellaceae. The coding region runs from base 1 to 1359 and encodes 452 amino acids. Gene Ontology annotation, cellular component: cytoplasm.
AUGAAGACGAUAACAGCUCUCACUGGUGCGUUGCUCGUUUCGGCAGCGUCCGCAGCACCUUCGCAGGCCGAGGAACAAACAGUCCUGCAACCAUCGCCAGUACGACCAGCAAACGGAAUCGAAACAGGUGUUGGCCACUUCAGCGAAUGGAGCAGAGCGACCAAGAAGGAGUUCCUGCGAGACUGGCAAAGAGGAAAGAUCUCGGAUUGGACUUUGGUGCUCGGCAACGAAGGUGGCGAUCUUGACAGUCUGACUUCUGCUGUGACUUGGGCCUACCAUCUUGAGCACUCCACUCAAAACACUUCCCAUCCCCUCAAGGCGAUCGCAUUACUCCAGACCCCGACUGAUGCACUUGACUUGCGACCGGAGAAUAAGCUGGCACUGAGGAACUCUUUGAUGAGCACCGGGCACUCUGAUCUGCUCACCACGGACGAACUGCCAGAACAUCCAGAAACUUUGUCGCGUGACAUCAAGGGUAUUGUGAUCGUUGAUCAUCCUGCUCCGCUUCGUAAAUGGGACAAUGCGCCCAUCCUGAGCAUCUUCGACCACCACGAAGACCGCGGCGCUGGCAAGGACGCGAAGCCUCGCAUCUUCCAGAAAGUUGCCAGCUGCACCACUCUGGUAGCAACACAGAUGCUUGACGAAUGGGCAGCGCUACCGAAGCAAUAUCACCUGUCACAUGAGCUUUUGGAGUUGAUGCUCAGCGCGAUUGCCAUCGAUGCAGGUGGUCUCGAAGACGCCACAGACGCAGACAAGAAGAUCUCACAGCGAGUCCUGGACCUUAGCAGAUGGAACAAGCGAGACCUCGAUGCCCAGAUGGAGAAGCUUGACGACGAGUUGAAGAAAGCAAAGAAGAAUCUUGACGACCUCACAGUCCGCGACCUGCUGCGACGAGAUUGGAAGGGCGACCUGGUCGACACACCCUCUCCACGCACGCCAACAGUCAGCCUCGGCUUCGCCUCAAUUCCCUUCUCGCUGGAUGAGCAAAUCGAGAAGACAGAGUUCGAAGAGCUCUUCGACUGGUUCGCCAUCGAGGCAGCCUGGACAGCCCAAGUCGGCACCGACAUCAGCGUCGCGCUCAAUAAAUACAAAGUCAAAGACAAGCACGGCAAGAAGCACAAGAUUCGCGAGAUCGUGCUGGUGGUGCGGAGCGACGUUAGGAUUGACGAUGUGCAGGCUGAUGCGCUCUUCAAGACUGUUAGCGAGGCGAUUGAAGAGGAGCCUACGCUGAAGGCGAAGAAGUGGCAUCGGGCUGAUGAGUUGGGGAGAAGGCAGAUGGUGUGGACGCAUGAGAGGGAGGAUGCGGGGAGGAAAGUCAUUCGGCCGAUCAUUGAGAAGGCUGUUGAGGAGUGGAAGUAG